AUGGCGCCGCUCCUUCCCCGUGCGGAUAGGAGUGUGAUGGUGGCCAGUGUCGACGGUGUUACCCUGCUCUUGGUCUGGAUUGUCGUGGCUCUGCGGUGCUACACUCGGGUGCGCAUCGUCAAAGCGUUCGGGCUGGACGACUACUUCAUGGUGUCCUUCACCAUCUUUAUCGCGCUCGGCUCCGCGGGGCUCCGCUUCGGCGUCGGCCAGCAAUCCCACACCCUCGAUUUCGGGGACAUGGAACUGGCGCUGGGGUUUUGGUGGGGAUGCUACCUCAGCUACGGCACGACCAUGACCUUCGCUAAGCUGUCUAUCGCGUGGUUCCUUGCGCGCGUGGCCGUGUGCCCGGCGCAAAAGCGCGUCCUGUACGCCGUCAUGGCCGUGGUGGCCGCCACGGGCGUCGCCUUCUUCUUCGUCGCCGCCCUGCAGUGCCGCCCCGUCAGCUUCUUCUGGGACAAGAGCAUUGAGAGCGGCCAGUGCAUGAACAACGACGUCGCCAUCACCCUCGGCUUCCUGUUCGGCAACCUCAGCAUAGUUACGGAUCUGAUCCUGACCCUGGGGCCCAUGUGGGUCUUCUCGCGGCUGAAUAUGAACACCCGGACCAAGGGCAUCAUGAUGGUGUUUAUGGCCACGGGGCUUGUAGCCACCUUCGCCGCCGGCCUCCGGCUCGCGCACCUCAAGUCGCUGAACGGCACCGACUUCCUGUACGACACGACCGGCAUCGCCGUGUGGUCGACGGUCGAGCAGGCCCUGGCCAUCAUGGCCGGCAGCCUCGCGACCGUCCAGCCGCUGGUCAGCAGGCUGCUUGGCGCUGCCUCCCGCAACGCCGCUCUGGUAGACAUGAGCGGGCCUGCAAGCUCGGGGUCGCCCGCCCGCCGGAGAGACCCGCCGCCGAGCAACGGCGAGAUAUUCAUGGGCGGCGAAGCGCUGGGCACGGACGGCAUGGACAGCGAGCUGGAGCUGGCGGAAUAUCACCGCUAG
Messenger RNA from Lasiosphaeria miniovina, 981 nucleotides. RefSeq lists its product as uncharacterized. The record is from RefSeq and is a predicted model, not a curated record. The transcript has 4 exons. Bases 1 to 981 code for a protein of 326 amino acids. Lineage: Eukaryota; Fungi; Ascomycota; Sordariomycetes; Sordariales; Lasiosphaeriaceae.